Messenger RNA from Penicillium olsonii, 1695 nucleotides. The record is from the annotation of a GenBank genome assembly. Lineage: Eukaryota; Fungi; Ascomycota; Eurotiomycetes; Eurotiales; Aspergillaceae.
AUGUCACCCUCGGAUCAGGGGAAAGGUCCCCAAAACCCCGAGCCAAGGUCCUAUGAUGCAGACUCGAUUGGUGAAUCGGUGUCAUCGGUAGACACGCAGACCGAUCAUGAUGCGCUGGGGAAGACACUGACGGCCCGCGCCUCGCGGACCUCGCAUAUGUCUCUCUCCGAGCGGGUAACAACCAUUGCAACCAAUGCCACCGCCGAUCCCGACUAUGAGGUGGAUUGGGAUGGUGACGAGGACCUAGAGAACCCCAAGAACUGGAGUCUCGGGUACAAAGCCAUGGGGAUUCUAUUCCUCUCGUGGAACACACUCAUCGUCGUGCUGUAUUCAACUUCCUAUACUUCGGGAACGGCACUCAUCGCCGAGGAGUUUGGGCAGAACGAAACCAUCGUCACCCUGGGAUUGACCUUCUACCUGAUUGGGUUGGCUAUCGGCUCCAUGUUCAUGGCCCCGUUGAGUGAAGUAUAUGGCCGCAAGCCCGUCUGCGUCAUUUGCCUGGCGGUGUUCACGGUACUGAUCAUCCCCUGUGCGCUGGCGAAAUCCGUCACGACACUCAUCGUCGUGCGCUUCAUCGGGGCGUUUUUCGGCAGUGUGAUGAUCUCCACGGCUCCGGGCAUGGUGGCCGAUCUGGUGGAUGAUGAGCAUCGCGCCUUGGCUAUCUCCAUUUGGAGUAUUGGCCCGUUGAACGGACCAGUACUCGGGCCUGUGAUUGGUGGUUUCGUCACUCAAUAUCUGGGCUGGCGUUGGAUGUGCUGGAUUGCUCUCAUUCUGUCUGCGAUUGCGUUGCUAUUUGCCAUUCUGCUCAAGGAGACAUAUGCACCGACGUUGCUGCAGAAGAAAGCAGCCAAGCGCCGCGAGGAGAGUGGCGAGUCUCGCUGGUGGUGUCGCUAUGACCAAACCGCCGGUCUGUAUGAGGUCCUGAAGUUGAAUCUGAGUCGUCCUUUUGUCAUGGCGGUCACCGAGCCCAUCUGCAUCUUCUGGGACAUCUACAUUGCGAUCAUCUACGGGAUCCUCUAUCUCUGUUUCGUAGCCUAUCCGAUCGUCUUCCAGGACAUCCGAGGCUGGGACCUCGGGAUAUCAGGCCUCGCCUUCCUCGGAAUCGGCAUCGGUGUGGUCCUCACCAUUGCCUGCGAGCCCCUGAUCCGCCGUCUGAUCAACAUGCAUGCCCCAGACCCAGAGACCGGGAAGCCGCCUCCUGAAGCCGCAGUGUCGUUCGUCUGCAUCUGCGCCCUCAUUAUCCCAGUCGGUGAGCUUUGGUUUGCCUGGACCUGCUCCCCGGCGUCCAUUCAUUGGAUAGCCCCCCUGCUAGCGGGUAUUCCGUUUGGCGCGGGUAACACCGGCGUCUUCAUUUACGCUUCCAACUACCUGACGCACAGUUAUGGCAUGUAUGCUGCCUCUGCGCUAGCUGGGAACUCAGUUAUUAGAAGUAUUCUCGGCGGUGUGUUGCCGCUCGCUGGCUCCGCGAUGUAUAACAGCCUGGGGCCGAACUGGGCCGGCACCCUUCUGGGUUUGUUGGAGGUUUUGAUCGUGCCGAUUCCGUUUGUGUUCUAUAAGUAUGGACACAAGAUUCGUAUGAAGAGUCCAUUGAUUGUGCGAAUGCAGGAGGAGAAGACCAAGUUGGAAGGGAAGCGGGCUAAGAGAGCGCUUCAGCUGGCUAACGCUAAUCGUGUGGAUGAGAAGGAGGAGGUUUGA